This is a messenger RNA of Megalopta genalis, 3354 nucleotides long. RefSeq lists its product as uncharacterized. Lineage: Eukaryota; Metazoa; Arthropoda; Insecta; Hymenoptera; Halictidae. Gene Ontology annotation, cellular component: cytoplasm. The record is from RefSeq and is a predicted model, not a curated record. Gene Ontology annotation, molecular function: pseudouridylate synthase activity; hydrolase activity, acting on glycosyl bonds.
GUUAAAAUUCGUAAAAAAUUGCGAUUUUUGCGAUCUCUAAUUGCUUGCAGCUCAUGUCAAGAUCAACAGAUUUCGAUGAAAUUUUCGUUAUGAGCUCAGAUAAAAAAGUUGAAGAAACAUUUUUUUAAUUCUUUUGCCAUGCCAAUCGACUGCAACUUUUCUAAACAAUUUUGUAGCAAUUGUCUAGUGAACUAAUCCGUCUAACAUCUCAAAAAAAUUUAGAUCGCUUAACCCAAUUAUAAAAAAGUUAAUCCAUUUUAAAAGGUGCACGAGUACUUUGUACACCGGCUGUAUAUGUGAUUACGUACGCACAUACUUUACGAAAUGUUAAAGGACACGACAUUAGAUAUUUGAUAUUCAUUUAUUAGUCCCAUAAUCGAAAAUUUCGAUUAAAUUUAAAUAGAUUUCAAUAAAACCACGCUCAAGAUGUACUGUAAAAUUCAUAGUAUCAAUCAUCGUUUACUUACGAUCUUCUCGCCGAUAGUAAACUGAAUUGGCAACAGUCGGUUGUUUUAGCAUUGUGAAUUGUGAAGAUGCAGUGGACAAGUUGCCGAAGACUUUUUGGGAAGAUAAAGUGGUUCAAUGUGUCGAAUAAUCGUCGAUCAAUUAACGGAAGUAGCAAAUUUAUUUAUGGGCACGAUGUAGAAACGGCAAAAAGAAAUGGGCAGCCGAUCGUUGCUUUAGAAUCUACCAUCAUUACUCACGGUAUGCCAUAUCCGGAUAAUCUCAAAACAGCUAUCAAAGUUGAGAAUGCUGUUAGGUCAAAAGGUGCUAUUCCAGCUACUAUAGCAAUUUUAAAAGGACAAGUGCACAUUGGUUUGAAUCGAGAACAAUUAGAAGCUCUGGCUGAAUCAAAUACUGUAAAAUCUAUUAAAUGUUCUCGCAGGGACAUACCUCUGAUUAUGUCUCAGAAACUCAACGGGGGAACAACUGUUAGCAGUACUAUGUUGCUGGCAAAUUUAGCUGGUAUACACGUAAUGGCAACGGGAGGAAUCGGCGGUGUUCAUCGUGGUGCAGAAUCUACGUUCGAUAUCAGUACAGACUUGCUAGAGCUUGGACGCACUCCUGUGGCUGUAGUGUGCUCAGGUGUUAAAUCUAUCUUAGAUAUUGAGAAAACAUUAGAGUAUCUGGAAACGCAAGGAGUUCCGGUAAUAAAGAUUGGAGAAACGGAUCACUUUCCAGCAUUUUAUUGUAGAGAGACAUUUCAGAAUACCAUAGCACCUCAUAGAGUAUCUACUUCAAAGGAAGCUGCAGAUGUUCUAAGGGCUCACGCAGAGUUGGAUCUUCGGACAGGAAUUCUGUUCGCUGUUCCUAUCCCUGAGAAGCAUGCAUUAGACCCGAAGGAAAUGGAGUUGGCUAUAGGCAAAGCUUUGGAAGUUGCAAAAUGUAAAGGCAUUACCGGAAAGAAUGUGACUCCAUUUUUGUUAGAGGAACUAACCAAAAUUACGCAUGGUCGAUCGUUGCAAGCCAAUAUGGCACUUAUAGAAAAUAAUGCGAGUAUAGCAGGGGAAAUUGCGGUAAACUUAGUUGAGAAGCAUCAAUGUUAUUCAAGCAACACGGUGUUCGAUUGCUUACUGAAGCCAAAACAAAAUCCGGUGGUGAUCGGCGGAGCUGUGAUGGAUACUGUACUGCAGGUAAAGGAGUUGGAGAUAAAAAGCGACGGUAGAACGCAUGCCGGUGGAAGCCAUGAAAGUUGCGGCGGGGUCGGUCGAAAUAUCGCCAACGCCUUGAUCUACCUUGGUCUGGACGCCACCCGGUUAAUAUCCGUCGUUGGCAACGAUCAGCCUGGGAAAGCUAUAAUUAAAAGUCUGGGCGACGGGGGCAGAACCAUCGAGCAACUGUCGAACAUGACUACGGCUAAGUGUACCGUGAUAGUCGACGGCAAGGGCGAGUGCCACUUCGGAAUCGGUGAAAUGGACAUCUUUGCGAGCAUCACUCCCGACAUGGUGAAAAAACAUCGGGCACACGUGGAAAAUGCUAGCUACAUCAUUCUCGACGGUAAUCUACCCCUGAACACGAUUAAAUAUAUUCUGGAUCUAGCCGCCCACUCAAAAAUUCCAGUUUGGUACGAGCCUACAGACGUGAAGAAAGCAACAAAAAUAUUUGAAACAGAAUCACAGUGGCAAAAUGUUCUUCACGUCAUAUCACCAAACAGAAAUGAAUUAAAAGCAAUUGCAAAAUGCCUGGGGAUAUCAGUGCCCAAAGGAAAGUCGUCUAUGGAUUUAGAAGAAGUAAAGGCAAUAGCGGAACACGUAGCUGAAAUUGUUCCAGUAGUUAUAAGUACAUUGGGAUCGCAAGGAGUAUUGGUCGUUCGUAAAGCUUUGGGAAAUGAUCCGUUUUACGAUAAAGAAGGUAAACUGGUAGCGAAUACUGCAAUUACUUCACGUUUGUAUCCGCCAUUAUCGUAUACUGUCGAAGAUUCAAAUGAAAAAUUCAGCGUAAGCGGCUGUGGCGAUUGUCUUACGGCAGGAAUGAUUUAUGGAAUUCAUAAAAAUAUGAUCGAGACCGAUUGUCUUUCUUUUACUUUAAAGGCUGCUGCGCUUUCGUUGACAUCGUUAGACGCAGUUCCUGCUUCACUUUCAUUGCUGUCCAGUGAUGCCAAAUUAUUAAAAAAAACGUAACUAACAUAUCUUGAUAGCAUAAAGAUAUUUCUUCUCUCUUCGAACAGAGCGAACAACUUCAAUAAGAUUUUAGAAUCAAACUCGCAUCUACUGUCUAAUCUAUUCUUCUACUAAGUAUAAAUACAUUUCUGAAUGUUUGACUCUGAAUUGUCUCUUAAUUAUUUGAAUACAUUCGCAUCAGUUUUCUUUUUUCCCCCACAGAGAAAUAAAUUCUUUAACCCUGAAUUUUCGUUUGCAUCCUUCAUAAUUCAUAUAUCUUAUUUUGCCAAAUAUCUCUCUCUCUGGCCAACCAUGAUCAUGAAUGCCACAUAUGGACCAUGCACAUCCUUUAAAUACAAAUACAUAGUCAGAUUACAAUAUUAAAUUAAAGAAAUAAUACCAUAAAUAUGAUGUGACCAUAUUUACUCACCUACAUAGCCAUUAGGGUCACAACCAUCUAUACUAUAUUUAUUAUUUAAAUGAUUAGCCCAUUCUAAAGCAUCUUCUGGUGAUUUGGUCCAUUCUAAUAUUUUCUUUGCCCAAUACAUUCGCAAAAAUCCAUGCAUUUUUCCUGUCCUUACCAAUUGAUUUUGACAAGCAUUCCAUAAAUCAUCAUGAGUCUUAGAGUUUUCCAAGUCGUGUAAAGAAUAGAUAUAUUUCCUUUUAUCUUUCCUAUAUAUAAAACAUAUCAAUACUGAAAUAUAAUAACGAUUUAUAAUGAAGUAAAUAAAGAUGGCUACCGAUGUUUAUUUAA